GGCGGGUCCUAAUUGACUAGUAGCUGCAAGCGGUGGGGUUAAGCCCGACGCUGCGGCCCUGGCCUAGGCUCGAUCCCUUAUCUCUAAAGCAGCCCCUUGGGCCUGCGGCCACAGUCUCACGCCAUGGAUCGCCAUCUCUGCACGUGUCGCGAGGCCCAGCUCCGGAGUGGCCUCCUGCUCCCCCUGUUUCUACUAAUGAUGCUGGCAGACCUGGCGCUCCCGGCCCAACGUCACCCCCCGGUGGUGCUGGUGCCUGGUGAUUUGGGUAACCAGUUGGAAGCAAAGCUGGAUAAGCCAAAGGUUGUACACUACCUUUGCUCCAAGAGAACGGACAGCUACUUCACACUCUGGCUGAAUCUCGAACUGCUUCUGCCUGUUAUCAUUGAUUGCUGGAUUGACAAUAUCAGGUUGGUUUACAACAGAACAUCUCGGGCCACCCAGUUUCCCGAUGGUGUAGACGUGCGUGUCCCUGGCUUUGGGGAAACAUAUUCUAUGGAAUUCCUAGACCCCAGCAAAAGGAAUGUGGGUUCCUAUUUCUACACUAUGGUGGAGAGCCUUGUGGGCUGGGGCUACACACGGGGUGAAGAUGUCCGCGGUGCUCCCUAUGAUUGGCGCCGAGCCCCAAAUGAAAACGGGCCCUACUUCUUGGCCCUUCGAGAGAUGAUCGAGGAGAUGUACCAGAAGUAUGGGGGCCCCGUGGUGCUGGUCGCCCACAGCAUGGGCAACAUGUACGUGCUCUACUUUCUGCAGCGGCAACCACAAGCCUGGAAGGACAAGUAUAUCCAUGCCUUCGUCUCAUUGGGUGCGCCCUGGGGGGGCGUGGCCAAGACCCUGCGUGUCCUCGCCUCAGGAGACAACAAUCGCAUCCCUGUCAUUGGGCCCCUGAAGAUCCGGGAACAGCAGCGAUCCGCUGAGAUCACCUUUCCCAGAUUCAGCAUCUUACCUGCCUGCCUUCUGAGUCAUACAGGCAGCCAUACAAAGAGAUCAGACACAGGCCUGCUGCAGCUUCACCAGAAGGCCUUUGCUUCAGAUCCUGGGAAACUUUCGAGCCCUGAAAACCCAGGAGUGGAAGAUAUAGAGGUCCACAGUGUCCUCUGA
This is a messenger RNA of Mastomys coucha (southern multimammate mouse), 1098 nucleotides long. RefSeq names its product phospholipase A2 group XV (gene Pla2g15). Gene Ontology annotation, cellular component: lysosome. Bases 124 to 1098 code for a protein of 324 amino acids. Lineage: Eukaryota; Metazoa; Chordata; Mammalia; Rodentia; Muridae. Gene Ontology annotation, biological process: ceramide metabolic process; phosphatidylcholine metabolic process. The transcript has 7 exons. The record is from RefSeq and is a predicted model, not a curated record.